Molecule: messenger RNA, 2159 nt
Organism: Osmia lignaria (orchard mason bee)
Lineage: Eukaryota; Metazoa; Arthropoda; Insecta; Hymenoptera; Megachilidae
Product: E3 ubiquitin-protein ligase RNF167
Source: RefSeq, a predicted model, not a curated record
GAAUCUUUUUGUAUUAUUAGUCACUGAUUUUUGUAUGACAUCCGCGUGACUUAAGUGAUCAAGUUACUAAAUAGCUGUUUUGAAGCAGAAAGACUGUAUAAAUUGUUCUUGUGUUACGUAGAAGAACUCGACCGAAGUAAUUAUGGACAAAGAAUUUUUUAAUAUAAUUCAAUGGUUGACAUUUACUUGUGGACUUUAUUCAAUGGAUUGAUCAACAUCGCAGUCGAUCUGGUGUCAUCAUAGAAGUUCUACUUUUUGUUUGUAGUGCAAAGUAAUUAAGAUUUUUCGAAACAUUCUUAUAACCUCAAAUCUGUAGAAAGAAAUGCAAACGAUAUGCGACGCGUAAACGGUGUGCAUAUCGUUGCACACUGGUAGUAUCUACAUACGUAAUUACGCGUGUGGGUGCAUGUGUAUACAUGUAUAUACGUUUUACGAACCGAUUAAACGUCCGUUGUAUGUCAUACACUACGUCUUUUUCUGGAUGAAAGAAGAAAAAAAAGUACUAGUUAACAUUCACCUUUUCAUAAUGGAUACAUUAGUAUCUAUGGGCUAAAUAAAACAUACAAUGAAGCACUCAAAAAAACUUUUAAUAGAAUAAUAAAAUUGACAAGACAGUGGAUACUUUUGACUCCUUUAAAAAUGAGACAGUGUUGUUUAAGCCACCAACUUCAGUUGUGGCUUAUGUUUCUCAUCUUUUGUGUUACAUACAAUAGAGCAGAUAUUUUGGUAUUUUCUGCAGCUGCAAGACAUCAAAUUGAGGAAGAAUUUAGAGACAUGCCUGCCAGAUUUGGAGGUUUGAUACCAUCUGAAGGGAUUAAGGGUAUGGUUGUAUAUGCAGACCCACCUUCAGCAUGCCGUGAAAUACAAGGUCCUCCCAACAUUACUAAUUACAAUGGUUAUUGGAUAGCACUAAUCGCUCGGUAUAACUGUAGCUUUGAGAUAAAAGUUAGAAUGGCACAGAAAGCAGGGUAUGAUGCUGCAAUUAUACACAAUGUGAACAGUAAUGAAUUAGAACCAAUGUCAGCAGAAGAUCCUGUAGGGAUAUUCAUACCGUCUGUAUUUGUCAGUGAAAUCACAGGAUUGAUUAUUAAAGAAAAUUAUUUAUACGAUCAGUUGUAUUUUGUAUUAAUUAAUGAUGAUGCUACAUUUAAUAUUACACAUUUACUCUUGCCUUUUGCUAUCGUUGUUGGGAUCUGUUUUCUAGUCAUGGUUAUUUUUAUGAUCGUUAGAUGUAUUAAAGAUAGAAGAAGGCAACGAAGGCAUAGAUUACCAAAUUCAAGUUUGAAGAAAAUUCCAACGCACAAAUAUACAAAGGGUGAUCCGUAUGAAACGUGUGCUAUUUGUUUGGACGAUUAUGUUGAAGGCGAAAAAUUAAGAGUUUUACCAUGUGCACAUGCGUAUCAUACAAAGUGUAUCGAUCCUUGGUUGACCAAAAGUCGUAGAGUUUGUCCCGUUUGUAAACGAAAGGUUUUUGCAGCGGACGAACAAGUUGUUACUGACGAAAGUGAUUCAGACGCCGACGAUACAACGCCUUUAAUUCGUGACGGUCAUCAAGGUACUCAGGGUGGAACAUUUUCGCGACAGAGUGAAAAUCCUUUUAAUCGUGCUAGAAGAUCACAAAUAAGGCAGGAUUUGAGCUACUUGAGUAGCAGUUCUGACUCUGAAGAGUCCUUUGCUUCAUUUGAAGAUAGAGCAAGUACGAAUGCUGGUGAGCCAUCCAGUGGGACUGUUUUUAGAGCAUAUGACAUUCAUAGCAUUAAUGGUGAGUUCCCGGAGCUUGAAUGUUCUGUGAGCAGUACUGAACCGCAUACAGUGAAUUUAUGUGCAGACGCUUAAGAGUUUCCGGCUCCUGUUGUUCAAAUUACAAAUCGCAGUACGCGAUUUGUACCGAAUUCCCAAACAUCAAAUUCGGCCGGGUCCACUCUAGCUGUUGAAAAUGAAGCAACCAACUGUUGUUACCACGGAUUCUGAAAGAAAUGACAUUUCGGCAUAAAAUUCGACUAGAUUCAUCUUUUAUUACAUUUCAUAGAAUGUUUAUUGUAAUAUCCCGAAUAAAAUUGAUAAGAUGUUACAGAAUUCGGCAUAGAAUGCUAAUAACUUGUAAUCGUUAAAGGAAACAGCAUUUUUAAAGCUUGAAGAAUUUUAUUUUUUAUUUAAAA